UUCUUUGUUUGAUUGUCGGAGAAGAGUCAAUAUUUGUUCUAGUAGCACACAGAGAGUGGCAGUGUAAGCGGCAAAAUAGAUACUUGCUGCCUUGUUAGCAGUGGCAAACAGCAAAAUUAAUAUCUGUGUAAUAAAAAAAAAAUUUAAGAUCGCGCGGCAUAUGAAAAAUUAGAGUGUUGAAAUGCCGAUAAUUAAUUGGGUGACUUUUCAAAUUAAAAUUGUUACAAAUGAGCGAGACGAAUUUGAUAAAUUUUCUUGUCUACGGAUGAUUAUUUUCAUUAUGGAUGAUUCUCUUGGUCCAAAUGAGUGCCUUGCUGUAGGAGAAACUUUAGUAUCAGCUAAUGGAUGCUUUAGAUUGAUAAUGCAAGGUGAUGGAAAUCUCGUUAUUUAUCGACAAUCUAACAAUAAAGCUAUCUGGAGCUCAAAAACAUCAAGAACCUGUACGAAUCGAGCAUGCAUGCAAGGAGAUGGAAACUUUGUGACUUACGAUUGUCAUGAUAAAGCAACAUGGGCAUCAAAGACCUCUAAAAAGGAAGGGUCUUGGAUUAUUAUGCAAGGUGAUGGAAAUUUGGUAGUUUAUGCUUGGCAAUCUACCCGCGCCUUUUGGUCAAGUAAAACUGUUACUUAUUGUUGAAUGUAAUUCUAUUCCUGUUGUAUUAUGGCUACACUUGCUGGAUAAUUGUUUGUAAUAAAG
Messenger RNA from Chironomus riparius, 694 nucleotides. The record is from the annotation of a GenBank genome assembly. NCBI's taxonomy places the organism in Eukaryota, Metazoa, Arthropoda, Insecta, Diptera, Chironomidae.